AUGGAGAUUUCUUCUCACCAGUUUCACCUCUUGCAGCAACUCAAUGAGCAGCGCAGGCAAGACUUAUUCUGUGACUGCAAUAUCCUGGUGGAGGGAAAGGUCUUUAAAGCGCAUCGCAAUGUGCUGUUUGCCAGCAGCGGCUAUUUCAAAAUGCUCCUUUCACAGAGCUCGAAGGAGACGACUCAGCCGACGACAGCCACUUUCCAGGCGUUUUCUCCUGACACGUUUACCGUUAUUCUAGAUUUUGUGUAUUCAGGGAAACUGUCUCUCACUGGCCAGAAUGUCAUUGAAGUCAUGUCGGCUGCCAGCUAUCUGCAGAUGACCGACGUUAUCAGCGUGUGUAAAACCUUCAUUAAGUCAUCGCUGGACAUCAGCGAGAAGGAGAAGGAUCGCUACUUCAGUCUGUCGGACAAAGACGUAAACUCCAACGGCGUGGACCGAUCCUGCUUGUACAGCGCGGGCUGGAGGGCGGAAAGCAGCCCCCCGCAUUCGCACUUAAGCCCGGAUCAAGGGACAUGUAUGAUGGGUGGAAACACUUGGAGCAAUUUCAGCUACUACCCGCCUUCUCAAAGAAACGCCCAGCAGCAGCUGUCCAAACACGAGCAGCGGCAGGACUCCGUCAAGAAAUCCCGGCACCUGGGACUGCAGCAGCCCUCAGACAUUCCUCACUAUAAAUCAAGCAAGCUGGAGGACAGGGCUGCCGAGCCCGCUGGCCACAGCGCGCAGGCUGAGGAGCAAGUCCAGAUCGAAGCCGAAGUGGAAUCUCCUCACGUUGGGUACCAGUACGGCCAGGGGGCCGAGGUGAUCCCGCGCAGCUUGGCUGUGUCGCAGCAGGAGCAUGAAUCGCCUCGUUCUUCCAGCAAAUCCAAGUCUUCAAAGGCAGAGGAGCAGUACGGGAGCAUGCCCUCCAUCCUGGGCGUCAUGGGCAGCUGGGCUGACGAUGACCUGCCCAGGAUGAGGUUCAAGUGUCCAUUCUGCACUCACGUGGUGAAAAGAAAAGCAGACCUAAAGCGUCACCUCCGCUGCCACACAGGAGAGCGCCCGUACCCGUGUGAGGCUUGUGGGAAAAGAUUUAGCAGGCUAGAUCACCUAAGUAGCCAUUUUCGAACAAUCCAUCAGGCUUGCAAGCCCAUCUGCAGAAAGUGCAAACGCCACGUGACGGAGCUCACGGGACAAGUGGUCCAGGAGGGGACGAGGCGUUACAGACUCUGUAACGAGUGCUUGGCCGAGGCUGGCAUUGACAGUAUCCGCAUUGACCUGGAGGCUGAAGCACCCCUCGAGUUUCCGCAGGACGGGGAGAAGGAUUCCAGGUGGCACUACGGGGACGACAACAGAUCUGAUGUGGAGAUCGUGGAGGACGGCUCAACCGACUUGGUCAUUCAGCAGGUGGAUGACAGCGAGGAUGAAGCAGACGAGAAGGAAGUCAAGCCAAAUAUUAGGUAGUUGCAAGACAAGAAUUA
Messenger RNA from Mesitornis unicolor (brown roatelo), 1460 nucleotides. RefSeq names its product zinc finger and BTB domain-containing protein 8A-like. Gene Ontology annotation, biological process: regulation of transcription by RNA polymerase II. The record is from RefSeq and is a predicted model, not a curated record. Bases 1 to 1443 code for a protein of 480 amino acids. Gene Ontology annotation, molecular function: DNA-binding transcription factor activity, RNA polymerase II-specific; protein binding; RNA polymerase II cis-regulatory region sequence-specific DNA binding. NCBI's taxonomy places the organism in Eukaryota, Metazoa, Chordata, Aves, Mesitornithiformes, Mesitornithidae. The transcript has 3 exons.